Molecule: messenger RNA, 8828 nt
Organism: Salvelinus namaycush (lake trout)
Lineage: Eukaryota; Metazoa; Chordata; Actinopteri; Salmoniformes; Salmonidae
Product: girdin-like
Exons: 32
Coding region: 1-6051 (2016 amino acids)
Biological process (GO): cytoskeleton-dependent intracellular transport; cytoplasmic microtubule organization
Cellular component (GO): centrosome; cytoplasm
Molecular function (GO): dynein light intermediate chain binding; microtubule binding
Source: RefSeq, a predicted model, not a curated record
AUGGAAAGUGAGGUUUUUACGCCAUUGUUGGAACAAUUUCUGCUCACGCCUUUGGUCGCCUGGGUUAAGGCGGCUGGGCAUUCAUCAGGAAACGAUGGCACCAAACUAUCGGAAUACAUUGAAUUGUUGGAUGGCAUUUAUUUAAACGAGAUCAUGCUUGAGAUAAAUCCAAAAGCCACUGUUCAAAGAACCAACAAGAAAGUGAACAAUGACUCAACACUGCGCAUACAAAACCUCUCCAUCCUGAUCCGGCAGAUAAAGUCGUACUACCAGGAGACCCUCCAGCAGCUGGUGGCGAUGCCUCUCCCCAACGUGCUGGUGCUGGGCAGGAACCCGCUCAGUGAGCAAGGUCUGGAGGAGAUGAGGAAGCUGUUGUUGCUGUUGCUUGGCUGUGCUGUCCAGUGUGAGAAGAAAGAAGAGUACAUCGAGAGGAUCCAGACCCUAGACUUUGACACAAAAGCUGCCAUAGCAUCUCACAUCCAAGAGGUGACCCACAACCAGGAGAAUGUUGUGGACCUACAGUGGCUGGAGGGGGGUGACCUGCCCUCAGAGGACCUGGACUCCUUCUCCAGGAACAUGGCCUUCCAUCUCAAACGCCUGGUGGACGAGAGAGACGACCAGCUGGAGACCAUUGUGGAGCUGACCCAGGAGAGGGACUGUGGACAGUACUCUCCCCCGCCCCUCUUUGCCCAGUCGCCCAACGACUCGCCUAGCAUGCGCCGCACAGAGAGCCGCCAGCACCUGUCUGUGGAGCUGGCCGACGCCAAGGCCAAGAUCAGACGCCUGCGCCAGGAGCUGGAGGAGAAGAGUGAGCAGCUCCUGGACUGUAGACAGGAGCUGGACAAUAUGGAGACUGAGAACAAGAGGAUUCAGCAAGAGAGCCUGCAGUUGUUGUCAGAUGCACGUUCUGCCAGGGCCUAUCGUGACGAGCUGGACGUUCUGAGAGAGAAGGCCAUCAGAGUGGACAAGCUGGAAAGUGAAGUGGGACGCUACAAGGAGAGGCUCCAUGACAUUGAGUUCUAUAAAGCUAGAGUGGAGGAGCUGAAGGAGGACAACCAGGUUCUGCUGGAGACCAAGGCCAUGCUUGAGGACCAGCUAGAAGGAACCAGGGCUCGCUCUGACAAACUCCACGAACUGGAGAAAGAGAGCCUGCAGCUCAAAUCCAAGAUCCACGACAUGGAAAUGGAGCGGGACAUGGACAGGAAGCGUAUUGAGGAGCUGCUAGAGGAGAACCUGGUGCUAGAAAUGGCCCAGAAACAGAGCAUGGACGAGUCUCUCCACCUGGGCUGGGAGCUGGAGCAGCUCUCCAAGACCCCUGAUCUGACAGAGGUGCCUCAGAAGUCACUGGGCCACGAGGUGAAUGAGCUGACGUCCAGCCGCCUGCUGAAGCUGGAGAAGGAGAACCAGGCCCUGCUGAAAACCGUAGAGGAGCUGAGGGGCUCUGCCAGCGAGGACGCCCCUGCACACCGCCUCAAGGCCGACAAGGAGAACCAAAGGCUCACCCAGAAGGUCAGAGCACUGGAGAGUGAGCUGAACACAGGCAGGGAGAGUCUGUGCAGUACAGAGAGCCUCAGCACCGACCUGAUGAAGGAGAAGGCUCUGUUGGAGAAAACCCUGGAGACACUGAGAGAGAAUGCAGAUAGACAGGUGAAAGGCUUGGAGCAGGAAAACGAGCAUUUGACCCAGACCGUCUCAUCGCUGAGGCAGCGCUCCCAGGUGGGCGCUGAGGCGCGGGUCAAAGACGUGGAGAAGGAGAACCGCGUGCUGCACGAGUCCAUCCGGGAGACCAGCUCCAAGCUCAACAAGCUGGAGUUUGAGCGCAAACAGCUGCGUAAGGACCUGGAGAUGUACAAGGAUAAGGGCGAGAGGGCCGAGGAGCUGGAGGUGGAGGCGCAGCGGCUGGAGAGGGAGAACGAGGCCCUGCAGAAACGAGUAGCCAGUCUGGGCAUCACCUGUGACAAGGUGGUGUCUCUGGAGAAGGAGAACUCCGAGCUGGAGGCAGAGGGCCGUCGUUUAAAGAAGGUGGUGGACGGCCUGCGGAGCACAUCCUUCCAGCUGGAGGCCCUGGAGAAGGAGAACUCCCAGCUGGACGAGGAGAACCUGGAGCUUCGCAGGACUGCUGAGGUGCUCCGCUCGGCUGGGAACAAGGCGGCUCAGCUGGAGCUGGAGAACCUUGAGCUGGAGAGUGAGAGGAGCCAGCUGAAAAGGAGCCUGGAGCUGCUCAAGGCCUCCUCCAAGAAAACUGAGAGGCUCGAGGUGAGCAACCAGGGCCUGGAUACGGAAAACCAGCGGCUGCAGAAGGCCCUGGACAACAGCAGUCGCAAGAUGCAGCAGCUGGAGGGGGAGCUGCAGGACAUAGAGCAGGAAAACCAGAGCCUGCAGAGGAGCCUGGAGGAACUGAAGAUCUCCAGCAAACGUCUGGAGCAGCUGGAGCAGGAGAAUAAGACUCUGGAGCAAGAGAGCUCUCAGCUGGAGAAGGACAAGAAGCACCUGGAGAAGGACAACAAAAGGCUGAGACAGCAGGCGGAGAUCAGGGACUCCAAGAUGGACGAGGACAACCUGAGGAUCAGCCACCUGGAGAAGGACAACCGCUUGCUGGGCAAGGAGAUGACCUCCUUCAAGGACUCCUGCAACCGCCUCAAAGAUCUGGAGAAGGAGAACAAGGAGCUGGUCAAACAGGCCACCAUCGAUAAGAAGACCCUGGUCACUCUGCGAGAGGAACUGGUGAGUGAGAAACUGCGGACUCAGCAGAUGAACAAUGACCUGGAGAAACUGACCCACGAGCUGGAGAAGAUAGGCCUCAACAAGGAGAGGCUGCUGCAGGACGAGCAGAGCUCUGACGACGACAGGUACAAGCUGCUGGAGUUCAAGCUAGAGUCCACUCUCAAAUCUACUCUGGAGAUCAAGGAGGAGAAGAUAGCAGCCUUGGAGGCCAGACUGCAGGAGUCCUCCAACCUCAACCAACAACUGCGCCAGGAGCUCAAAACUGUGAAGAAGAACUAUGAGGCCCUGCGACAGAGGGAGGAGGAGGAGAGAAUGGUGCAGAGCUCGCCCCCCAGGAGAGGGGACAGGGAGGACUCUCAGGCGGUCAACAAGUGGGAGAAGGAGAGCCACGAGACCACCCGGGAACUGCUCAAGGUCAAAGACCGCCUCAUCGAGGUGGAGAGAAACAAUGCCACCCUACAGGCAGAGAAGCAGGCCCUGCAUACCAACCUGAAGCAGCUGGAGACCCAGAGCAGUAACCUGCAGGCUCAGAUUCUGGCUCUACAGAGACAGACUGCAUCUCUACAGGAGAACAACACCACCCUACAGACCCAGAAUGCCAAACUACAAGUGGAGAACUCCACCCUGAACUCCCAGAGCGGCACUCUCAUGGCCCAGAAUGCCCAGCUUGCGACACAGCAGUCCAGCACGGAGAACGAGAAGGAGGGGGUGGUGAGGGAGAGGGAGGACCUGAGGUCCACCUAUGAGAUGCUACUGAGGGACCAUGAGAAGUUGGCUGCCCUGCAUGAGAGGCAGGCCUCGGAGUAUGAGGGCCUCAUUGGCAAACACGGAGGCCUGAAAAGUGCCCACAAGAGCCUGGAAUCACAGCACAGAGACCUGGAGGACAGGUAUAAUCAGUUGCUGAGGCAGAAGGAUCAGCUGGAGGAGCUGGAGAAACAGCUGAAGGCAGAGCAGGAGAAGAUGCUGUCUGAGAACAAGAGCCACGAGGCCACGGCUAUAGACUACUACAAACUGAAGGAGGCGAAUGAAAAGCUGAACAUGGCACACCGCCAGCUGGUGAAGGAUAAUGAGGGCCUGCAGGUUGACCAUAAGAACCUGAAGAGCCAGAUGAACGGUGCCAAGCUGGAACAGACCCGCCUGGAGGCAGAGUUCUCCAAACUCAAAGAGCAGUACCAGCAGCUGGACAUCACCUCUACCAAGCUCACCAACCAGUGUGAGUUGCUGAGUCAGUUGAAGGGGAACCUGGAGGAGGAGAACCGUCACCUGCUGGACCAGAUCCAGACCCUGAUGCUGCAGAACCGCACUCUGCUAGAACAGACCAUGGAGAGCAAGGACCUGUUCCACGUAGAACAGAGACAGUACAUUGACAAGCUGAAUGAGUUGAGGAGACAGAAGGAGAAGCUGGAAGAGAAGAUCAUGGACCAGUACAAGUUUUAUGACCCCUCACCUCCACGGAGACGAGGGAAUUGGAUCACCCUGAAGAUGAAGAAGCUGAUCAAGCCGAAGAGUCUGGAGCGGAUGCGUUCCCUGACACUGACGCCCACGUGCUCCGAGUCCAGCGAGGGCUUCCUGGGGCUUCCUCUGGACAGCCAGGACUCCUCCUCCAUAGGCUCUGGCUCCAACUCCCUGGACGACACGCUGACACAAAAGAGGAACAGCAUGACAGCUGUGAAAUGGUUGCCCUUUAUGAGGAACAGAUCGAAGGAGAAAGACAAAGCGAAGGACAUCUACCGCCGGUCCAUGUCCAUGAACGACCUGCUGCAGACCAUUGCCCUGGCAGGGGGCCAGUGGGCGGGCAGCACAGAGAACCUGGAGGGGCCCGUGGAGGCCAACGGGGGCAGCAGAAGUCGGCACAUGAAGGAGCUGGGCUCCAUGGCCUACUCCACUAACGCUAUCAACUACGCCACCCUCACUUUGCCCUCUGGCAACAGGGCCAAGAGGAGCCUGAAGAUCAAAGACAACGCUUCCUGUGAAGACGUUCCAGCAUCCUCAGACGACCCCAUUGGGAUCAGAGGUCAAGACUCGAGAGCCUCCAGCCUCCAUAGUAUCAAGACCAUCAGCAGUAAUACCUCCCACUCCGCUCCGCUCGAGGCCAAAGGCACGUUGAACGGAAACCUCAGCAGGCCCCACAGUGAGAGCAGUGGGGAGUUCAGCCUCAGUCUGGACCAGGAGGAGUGGUCCAGCGGGAGCAGCCCUGUCCAGCAGCCCCUGUCCCGCUCCUCUCAUCAGAGCCCCAUGCUGCUGCAGAGGUCCCUGGAACCCCAGGCCACACAGGCCAAGAAGAAGAAUGGCAGCGCCUCAGGCAGCGCCAGCGAGGUGCUCUCUCUACAGCAGUUCCUAGAGGAGCGCAUCGACCCUGCAGAGUCUGGCAGCCAAGAGAAUCUGACCGUUGAGUCUCCCCGCCUUUCUGGAGGCGCUGAGCAUGUGCAGAGAGACCGGGCCGAGCGAGGCUCCACCGGCACUAAGGGGCGGGGCAUCCUGCGCUCAACCAGUGGGAAGGCAGCGCCAGUGAACUCCGAUGGCCGCCCCUCCAGGGGUGGCCAACCAGGUCAUCCCAGCUUACGAAAGGCAGAGAGUACGCGUGUGAAGGGCAUGGUCCAGCCACGGGUCAGCCUCUCCUCCCAGAGUAAAGCCGUGUCUGUGUCUGAGCGUCUGGACAUCUCCUCCUCCAUGCUGCCCCGGGCCAGCAGCGUCAUAUCCACAGCCGAGGGCUCCACACGUCGGACCAGCAUCCACGACCUGCUGUCCAAAGACACCCGGCAGCCCGUGUCUGUGGACCCCUCACCCUCCUCAAAGGCCUUGCCUCGUGCCUACACCACGCCCAGUGAGUACCCCCCAACCAACAACCCCACCCAGUCCCAACAUCCCACCCACCAGUCCAUCCCCCUAGCCCCAGACCCCAUGCCCCUGUCCCUGCCGAAGUCAGUCAGUAUGCCCUGCACAGGUAGUCAGCACCCCCUCAGUUGUAAGGAAACUGACCUCUCCAGCCUCGAGUCUUUCUUUGGCUCGUCCUUCACAGUGGAGUCAGUGUUUAUGGACUCCAUCUUCAGUGAGCCAGCCUUCACAGGGUGCAGUAGCAAGAGCCACACCUUCCUUUCCCUCAACACCUCCCUGGUCAGUAACAUCAGCGGCCCCCCAGGCAAAACCCACCUCCGGCCCAACCCUGCCCAAACCGCCCAGAACCAACCAAAUGGGCUAAAGCCCAGCCCACCUGACCAGAAUGGGGAACAUGUCAUUGACACCAAUCAUGUGCUUGAUGCUGACCCAUCUCCACCCCUUAGCCCAGAGGACCAACAAUCGUUGUGGUAUGAGUAUGGCUGUGUCUGAAUGUGUGGCGUCCUGGUCAGCUACUGAUCUGGGACCUGCUUAAGGACCGGUGAUGGUCGGGGAGAAAGAAGGAACUCUGCAUGCAUUAUCAAAGCCCUAUCAUGCUAUGUUUUCCUUUGAGCUUUUAUGUUUGUUUUUUCAUGGCUGAUUUGUAAAUCCCUUUUCCUCACUCCUGGUUUGGUAUUUCCCUCCGUCUUAUGGAAAGUGGGGUUCUCUGGAUGUCUUUGCUUCAAAGGUCUGUUCACACUGUAUUUGGCUCACAUUAUAACUUUGCUUUAUGGGGGACAUCAAUAGCUGUUCUAGUUAUUUUAUUCAUUAUUUGCUAUUUCUUUUCGAAUCACAAAUACAUCUUCAGAAAACAUGCUGCAAAGCUACAUUAACUAUCAUUUGGAUGUUCAGUGCAUCUUUAAAACAUCUUCAUGUCAGAAGUCCUCCAGAAUUAGAAUGGAGCUCUGUUUAAUAAUAAAGCAAUGAGGCUUGUAGAACACGUCCCAUGAUAGGCUGACUGAGGAACACAUUAACUGUCAUUAUGUAAUCUAGCCCUUCAGAGGAAAGCAGUUUCACAUCUAUUAAAAUUAGAUAAAAUAUUUGGUUUCCCCUCUAUCUUCUUGGGUGUUUGGUAUGUGGGAGAACCCUGUCCUCUCUAAAGUACUGUGUCACAUGGCAUUACCAGUCUACUUCUACUGUGUCAAUCUCAAUGCAUAUUCACUGGACUGCAUGGCUUUAUUCUGUCUUGGUUUGUUCUGAUGCUCUCAUUUUGAUUGUUGUGAUCAAAAUGGUUUUGUUGUUUUGUGCAUAUGACACAUUUUUCUGUUCCAUUUCUUUUUCUGACCAAACCACUCUCAAUGUGGGGAUUCUGAUUGGGUGAAUUGGGGCUAAGGGAUUGUUUUUGAGGAAACGUAAUUCACAAAAUGAGCUGAGAGCAAUGUUACGUGUUUGAGAGAGAACAUUUUAAAGAUCGUUGAGUCUUGUGUUUUUGUUGCUCUAAGACAGCAUACAUAGUGGUGAGAGAAAUUUGCAAUUGAGACAAAUAUGAUGGCCAGAUUAUGUUGUGAAUGAAGGUUCCUCUACUCUUGGUUGUCAUGGUAUUGGAUCUGGGUAAAGCCUUGAAUGCUCAUGGCCACAAUACAAAUUCCAAUUGCACAAUAACACAUUUUAGGUUAUGUAUAUUUGUAGACUGACUACACCUUGUACAAACAGAUGUUUUAACAUUGAGUUAUAUUCAAGGACAGAAAGCACUCAUGUAUGCACAAGCAGUAGGAGUAGUAAUGUUAGUUAGAUUUUUAUUUCUGCUUUAUGUAUUUGCCAUUUUGAAAUAGUUUUAUUGUAUUUAUCUUGUGUAUCAACUAACUUUCAGCCUUUAUUCCGAUGUAAUAUGACAUGCCUUUGUUCUGCAGAUGUGGAAGUGUUACAAGAGCGCAGAAAGUCAAAAAGCAGUGGGGAGCAACAAAGCUCCUAAACAUUACUCAUCGGCUACCGUUAUGAGCUCAAGUGGUGAGUGCUACUCUGAGUCCAGUGGGGGGUGCUCCAUGGUAACUCGGUGGCGUAACAGAUGUCCCAUCCUGUUCAUGCUUGCUUAUGCUAUGCUGGUGUUGUAAAGGGCACAUGAAUGGAGCCUGGUCUGCAUGGCGUCCCUAAUAACAGGAGGUCCUGACCUGCUACACUCCCUCCUUCCCUGUUCCUCAGUGUAACGUGUUCAUAGCUGGCUUUUCUUUUACUUUUCUCUGCUGGUAUUCAGGAAAAACCACUGGUGGCUCUAUAGGAGGUUGUGAUCCCUUUGUGAACUUAUCUGCAGUGCUGCAUGGAUUGUGGGUCACGCAGCUGAAACCCCUCCCUGUCAAUGCAUGUAGACUGCUUUCCAGUGCGUCCAUAUAUAUGUUCAUCCUCUUCUCUGAUGUCAUCUGCCGCUAACCUCUUUUUCUGUCCUCUUCUCUCUUCUGUCUGCCUCCAACUCAGAGAGAAAAGUGACCUUCAAGCUGUCUGACUCUGAAGCCAUUUAAAUGUUGGUCUACUGAGAUGGUCUUCAGUGCGAAAAAAGAUUGUGUAAAACAAAAAUGUAUCUUUAUAUAUACUUUUUUUCAAACAAAAAAUCAAUUCUUCAAUAAAGAAAAGUAAACAUCCUCUUUUUCUCCUUGAAUCAAGGAAAUAAAACUCUUAAGACACAGUAUGUGGCGACAAUAGUUUUUCUAUAAGUGACUUUCUGGUAAAUUGCACUGCUAUGGUGUGACAGACUGCUAACAUGCACUCUACACGGACAUACUGUUUGUGCCAAUGUUCACGCAAAGCCAAAUGGGUGAACUUAAACGAGACCCUGAAGACUCCUUGUCCUCUGUGUGACUUUGAAUCAGCUGGAUUUUUUCUGUCUGCCAAUUGAUGCUAAUUAUACUUUUUUUUGUAAAUGAGCAUGCACAUGCAGCAACUUUCUGAGGAACAACUGAUGUCUACGUUCAACAAUCUGCACAGAAGGGAAAAAAAUGCAUGUGGGCACAGAACAAGGUCAAACACAAUGUGCAUGGAGCAAUCAACCUGCUUCUCUUCCAAUCAGAAUGGACGAUUGUUUUAAGUUGUGUUCCUCUGAAAUGCCAAAAUGACUCGUGGGAAGCCAUGCCAACUGUGAUUGACAUACAAUCCAAUCAUGAAGGUUGUGUGAGCUGAAUGGCACAGCUUUGUAUAUGUGUACAGUAUGUAUGUGGCUACUAUCAGAUUUCUGUCUGUGAUGAUGACCCUAGUGUUCAUUUCCUUUUCCACUUUUACAUAAAUCCAUUUGAUAAAAAUUC